GACUGUGUCGCGUGGCCCGGCGUCGGCGUGACGGUUGGACGCGGGUGCGGCACUGCGGGUCCCGAUUGCUGCAGCCGCUUGUCAGUGUGAUGAAGAUUGGCACCCAGGUUUCCUGUGUAUGAAUUUGAAAGAUUCUACCCAGCUUGAGACUUCUCAUCAGGAGUUGUUUAAAGUCCCCGGUUCUGCUAAAGGUCCAUUUUUUUUUAACCUUGUAGGAUUAGCUGUGUUUUAAAGGAAUACAGUUGCUUUUGAUUUAAGAUGAUUUGAUGCCUUAUAAUAAAAGCUUCAUUAACCAUGAUGGCUACACAGACAUUAAAUAUAGACAGCUAUCAAGAUGGUCAACAAAUGCAAGUAGUAACAGAGUUUAAAACUGAGCGAGAGCCAAAUUGUUCUGACCCUGAUGCAGAAGGAGUGAGCCCUGCUCCUGUGGAAUCCCAGACACCAAUGGAUGCAGAUAAGCAGGCCAUUUAUAGGCAUCCGCUCUUUCCAUUAUUAGCACUGUUGUUUGAAAAAUGUGAACAGUCUACACAGGGCUCAGAGGGCACGACUUCUGCCAGCUUUGACGUAGAUAUCGAAAAUUUUGUUAGGAAGCAAGAAAAGGAAGGAAAGCCCUUCUUUUGUGAAGAUCCGGAAACUGAUAAUUUGAUGGUAAAAGCAAUACAGGUUCUACGUAUACAUUUACUCGAGCUUGAAAAGGUUAAUGAACUCUGUAAAGAUUUCUGCAGUCGCUAUAUUGCUUGUCUGAAAACUAAAAUGAACAGUGAAACUCUGUUGAGUGGAGAACCAGGAAGUCCUUAUUCCCCUGUGCAACCCCAGCAAAUUCAAAGUGCCAUCACAGGCACGCUCAGUCCCCAAGGGAUAGUGGUGCCAGCGUCAGCAUUGCAACAAGGAAAUGUAACUAUGGCAACAGUGGCAGGUGGCACAGUAUAUCAGCCUGUUACAGUAGUCACUCCACAAGGCCAAGUUGUGACACAGGCAUUGUCACCUGGAACCAUUAGGAUACAAAAUUCACAGCUUCAGUUACAGUUAAACCAAGAUCUCAGCAUCUUGCAUCAAGAGGAUGGCUCAUCUAAGAAUAAAAGGGGAGUUCUGCCAAAACAUGCUACAAAUGUUAUGAGAUCUUGGCUCUUUCAGCAUAUAGGGCAUCCCUAUCCAACAGAAGAUGAGAAAAAGCAGAUUGCAGCUCAGACCAACCUGACACUACUCCAAGUUAACAAUUGGUUUAUCAAUGCCAGAAGACGAAUUCUCCAACCAAUGUUGGAUUCCAGCUGUUCAGAAACUCCAAAAACAAAGAAAAAAACAGCUCAGAAUAGACCAGUUCAAAGAUUCUGGCCUGACUCUAUUGCAUCAGGGGUUACUCAGCAACCACCUAAUGAGCUCACAAUGUCAGAAGGAGCUGUUGUGACCAUUACUGCACCAGUUAAUAUGAAUGUGGACAGCCUCCAAUCUCUGUCAUCUGAUGGUGCUACAUUAGCAGUGCAGCAAGUCAUGAUGGGAGGGCAGAGUGAGGAUGAAUCUGUGGAUAGCACUGAAGACGACGGAGGAGAACUCACAGCAACAAAUAUCAGUGGCCUGGUAUUGGAUAACAGUGAUUCUCUGCAGUAGGAAGCAAGAGAAUGUACCCAUAGUUAGGAAAAAAAAAAUGGACUUCACUGACUUUUUAUAGUUUGCACAGCAAACAUUUUACACAAGUUUUAUUUCUAAUGUUUUAUAUGUAGAUAUAGAAGGGUGCACUUUUUGUAUUUCAUAGUAAGCUUAAACAGUCUUUGCAGGUACAGCAACUUCUUUCAAAUGUGUGUGUGGUUUUUUUUUUGUUUGUUUUGGGGGUUUUUGAAUUUUUCUUUAAAGGUUUAACUCUAAUAUAAUGAAUGACAAACAUCCCUUGAGUCCCUUUAUUAUAUCAAUGGAAAGUGCUACCAUUUUCUAAAGAAUUAUGCUGUUUUAAUUUUUCUUUGUACUUUAAAAGCAGAUUCUCAGUGGGCUAAUUUAAAUCUAUAGCCAGUGAAAUUGGGUUAUUAUAUUAGGCCCAUCUAUUUAGAAGAAGCUUUUGCACCUUAAAACUGCCAGUAUGAGGUGAACAGCAACACACCAAUAGAAAAGAAGUACAAUUAAGUUGUGAUUAUAUGGCAUUUUUAAAUAAGCUUAAUUUCUCUCAUUCAGUGAGCCUGUUUCAUUUGUUAUUUUGCAAAAAAGAAAAAACCUCCUAUUUUUACUUUGCUGGAAUUACUGGAUAAAAACUAUUUUUAUAAAUUGAUUACUAAUUGGGAUUAUGAUUAUAUUGAACAUAAUUUCUAGAGAACAAUACAUAUUUAGUAUUUCAAAAUGGAAGUUUCUAAAAUGACCAAAUUUAAUGAACAUGCUGAAAGUUAGUAUUCCAUGGUUCUCAGAAUAUAUCUUAGAUCUAUCCCAGAAUAAGAAUUUACAUUUAGUAAUGAAGUAAGAAACAGCAGCUAUUUAAUGAAAUUUUUAAUAUCUUCAAAUACUAGUUUGUAUGUUAUGGCCAGAUUCAUUUCACACUUGAUCCAAACUUUAUAUCUAAAGGUAUUUGCCAAAUAUAUAUAUUUAAGUAAGUUAAGCAAAAAUGGUACCCAGUAAUAGAUCUUAAACAACUCAGUGUCCAUAUUUUUUCUCAUUUAAAUAUUUUUAUUAGUUUUCUACCACAUUAACCAUGUUGUUUCUUUGGAGUUUAAAAAAACACAGUGCUGUGUAAAAUAUGUGACAUUCUCUUCAGAUAGUUCAGGACACUAGGAUAGAUAGCAAACAGCCUCCUGCAAGUGAUUUUAAAAUAUUCAUGAACCAGUGAUAAAAAUUAGUUUCAUUGUAAUUAUGGUUUGAUUACAUAUUUUUCUUCCAGUCAUCUUUGCUCUUUGGUGGUUGUUCAUGUGCAAUUGUUUGGUUUUGAUCCUGAAAGUCAGUAUUUCUUCAUUAUAUACUGUUUUAAGCAUGACUUCUAGAUACUGUCAUCUAUUUUGAAGUCUAAAAAUAAUUUUCCCCUCUUGAUCUUGGUAACGUGGAUUUGGAAUAUUAGAGGUUUUGACUUCUGAGUUGACAUAUAAGUAGUGAAAAGAAAAAAAAAAACAUGCUUAUUCUUUUUUCUUCCAACAGACCAACUCAUUUCAUAGUGUAGAAAGAUGUUCUUUAAAUGAUUUCCAACCAAAAUCAACUUAAUUUGUUUACAUGAGAUAGUUAUAUAGUUUGGAUAUUAUCAGUUCUUGAGAUGCAACUGCAGCCAAUUGGUCGUUGAAUUAAGAUUAUAAUGAAUUACUUUUUUAUGAAGAUUUGUUUUUCUGGCACCAUUUCCCCCCAAUAGAUACUAAAUUUAUAAAUUAGUCUUCAUUAAGUUGCUACAUACUUUUACCCUCCUAAAGACAAUUGUUUGUUUUAAAGACUAUUUCAAAAACCAACUUAAAAAUUAUUUAGCUACUCAAUUUAGCAAGGAAAGAAAUACACUUUUUAAAAGCAGGGAUUAUUUUCUUGUUAAUUUUAUUAAGAUAAUUAAGCACAGGUAUGACUAAAAACUCAUUUCUCAUUGUCAACUUGACCUUAACUUGCCUAGGUUAUUUUUUUUAACCAGAAACUGCAGAAACUAUUUCUUCCCUUUUAAAGAUAUUCCUAGUAUUCUUUACCACUUUUUGGUUCAGAUGAACAGUUUUGAACACUUGCUUUUUUAAAUUAUUCCAGGAAUUUGGAAAUCAUGUUAAAUUUAAUAGAUGCAUUAGAUUGUUAGUUAAGGAUGCUUUGUGCUUUAUUGGAAUGCUGAACUACAGUAGCUUGGAGAAUAUAAAGUUAUUUUCAUUUUGCAAAUUGAGAAUCAGAGUUCCAUAAAUUUUAGUGAUUUGAAUAGUGAUUCAGGCUAAGUGAAUUAUAUGGGUUUUUUUUUUCCUUUGCAUUUUUUUAAAUGUUUGAAAUUAUUUCCCUUCAAACCAAGAUCCUUAAUUACCACCUUAAAAGAACAGGCAAAAGGUAAAUUUAGGUUUUGAGGGGCCAUGCCAUAAGAAACCUUAAAUCAUCUCCACUAAUAUGCUUUAUAAACAUACUUGUUUUUCACGGUAAGCCGUGUUUUGUUUUUCCCUCAGUACUUCAUCAGUCAGUAUCGUCCAUGCCACGUAUCUAGGAGAAUCUAUGAGAUGUGCUUUUCAAAUGAACAAAUCGAAUCCCAAAGUCUGUUCUGCUUGAAUUCUUUACCUUAGGAGGAUCUUCCAAAUGUGUUUUAAAGUCUGACUUCUUGAAUUUUGCUGUCGAUGUUGUUGUCACCGUCGUUCCCUCAUAGAUCACAUAAGUUAGGUCGGCUUUGCCGAACCCAAAUAAAACUCCUAACUGCUGGACUUGCUAAAUGGCUUCGGUGUUUUGGGGAUUUUUCCCCAGGUGGUGAAAUAUAUUCCUCCUUUUAUCCAGUAUGUGAAAUAAACUGGGAAAGAGCACAAGUAUGCUGUUUAGACAGACUACCAAACAAAUAUUUGUUAGUAACCUGUUGUGUGAAAGCAUACAGCAUUCUUUCUUAUGAAUCAGUUCCUUGUACUCUAUUAAAUGAUCUUUGUUUCUAAACUGUGUGAGAAAGUAAUAGGGCACUUUUUCUUUUUACACAGAUUUAGGCCUAUCAUCCAAUCUUUUGUCCAUAUAGAGGGCUGUCUCUGGCAGAUAGUGACAAAAAUAUUCCAGCAGUCCUUCUUUGUUUUAAAUAUAUUUGGUCUAUGAAACUGACAAUCUUUAAAAUGUGAAUACUGUAACAUUAAGUUUUUCUUGGAUUGUUGUCUUUAAAAAGGAUUUUUUGUGAAGCAACUGAUUUAUC
Messenger RNA from Trichosurus vulpecula (common brushtail), 4789 nucleotides. RefSeq names its product PBX/knotted 1 homeobox 1 (gene PKNOX1). Lineage: Eukaryota; Metazoa; Chordata; Mammalia; Diprotodontia; Phalangeridae. Gene Ontology annotation, molecular function: DNA-binding transcription factor activity, RNA polymerase II-specific; RNA polymerase II cis-regulatory region sequence-specific DNA binding. The transcript is spliced from 12 exons. The record is from RefSeq and is a predicted model, not a curated record. Gene Ontology annotation, biological process: regulation of transcription by RNA polymerase II; angiogenesis. The coding region runs from base 295 to 1605 and encodes 436 amino acids.